CUGGCUUCCGUGUACAGGAGAGACGACGGCUGCAGCUGAUACUUAUCACAGCAAGUGAAGUCUCUCCCUCCGUCCCUCCCACCCCUCGUGCAAGUGCUGCUUAUAUUGUAGCAGUGCAAAAAAAUUCAGAGACCAUGCAAUCAAGAGAAAAAAAAGAAGGUGGAAAUAUGGACUGGAACAGCACACUUGUCCUCUUAUUCAUCUUUUGUCUGACAUAUAUCAUCCUGAGCUUCAUGAAGUUAUAUAAGGAGAAAGCAUCACUACCGCCUGGGCCCAUGCCUCUACCAUUCAUCGGGAACCUUCUACAGAUCAACACAAAUGACAUUGUCAGCUCACUUAUGAAGCUAAAAGACAAGUAUGGACCUGUAUACACCCUGUAUUUUGGAACUAAACCAGGACUGGUUAUAUCUGGAUACAGUGCCGUAAAGGAGGCUUUGAUUGACCAAAAUGAUGUCUUUGGUGAGAGAGGGGACUAUCCUGUUUUCACGAACUACAUAGGCGAACAUGACAUGGCUUUCACCAAUGGUCAGCUGUGGACGAAACUCCGGCGCUUCAUUCUGCUCACGCUGAGAAACUUUGGUAUGGGAAAGAGGAGCAUAGAAGAAAGGAUACUGGAAGAGGCACAUUUCCUCCUUAAAGAGUUUGAGAAUACAAAGGGGUCUCCAGUGAACCCCGGCAGAUUCUUUGCACAAUCAGUUUCCAACGUCAUCUGCUCCAUCACCUUUGGAAGUCGCUUUGAUUAUAAUGACAAGAGACUUAAGGCCAUAAUUGAGAGCAUCAAUAAUAACUUCCAAGUAAUGAGCAGCACGUGGGGGACGCUAUACAACAUGUUUCCAGACAUCAUGCAAUAUGUUCCAGGUCCACACAGGACAAUAAGGAAAAACUUUGACGAUAUUUAUGAAAUCACAGAUGAAAUGAUCAAGAACCACGAGAAAACACUGGACCCGAACAAUCCUCGUGAUUAUAUUGACUGCUUCCUCAUCAAGAUGAAGCAGGAAAUCGAUGAACCAGACUCUGCAUUUUACCUUGAAAGUUUGAGGAGAACCGUUCAAAAUAUUGUCUUUGGUGGAACAGAGACAACCAGCACAACUCUCAGAUACGGCUUCCUGGUCCUUAUGAAGCACCCAGAGGUUGCAGAAAAAAUGCAGGAGGAAAUUGACCGAGUUGUGGGAAGAGAUCGAACUCCAUCCAUAGUGGACAGGAAUAAGAUGCCAUAUACUGAAGCAGCUAUCCAUGAGAUCAUGAGAUUUUGUGAUGUCAUACCUGUUGGUCUUCCUCAUCAAACCUCAAAGGAGACAGUCUUUAGAGGAUUCACCAUUCCAAAGGGCACUCCCGUCACUCCGAUGCUGCACUCUGUCCAUUAUGAUCCAAAUAAUUAUGCGGAACCAAACAAGUUCGACCCAAACAAUUUCCUGGAUAGCAAUGGUCGUUUUAAAAAGAAUGACGCACACAUGCCUUUUGCUGCAGGGAAGCGGAUAUGUAUUGGAGAAAGCCUGGCCCGGAUGGAGCUCUUCCUUUUCUUCACAUCUGUGCUACAGAAUUUCAACUUAAAGCCAGUGAUUGGGAAGGAUGAGUUAAGUGUCAAACCAACGGGAAGUGGACUGGGGCAUCUCCCUGCAAAAUACAAGUGUUGUAUUUUACCUCGCUAGUCUACUGGUCUCUCUAAAUUCUAGUCUGACCAUUUUAUUUCACCUAAUUCAAACUCCUGUUGAGAAUAAGCAUUAUCUUCUGUUUUUCAAAGCCAUUAUUUCAAACAGAGCUUUCAUGUUAGAUCUAUGCGAAUAAACAUCUUCAUUCAAUUACACUUCACCUGUCAGUUCCAAAAAUGAAGUUGUAAAAAUAAUAAAAGAGAAUAAACAAAGUAAUUAUUUAUAGCAAAUAUGUUGUUAAAAAAAUUAUUUUUUAAUUGAGUAAGUAAUGGGUAAGAGUACUUGCAACAUAUUGUUUAAUUAUAGAAAGAGAACACAUGUAAGUUUUGUGUGAACUGUGUAGAAGGGUGGUAAUUAACUAAAGUUGCUUAUGGAGGUUCAAUUGGUGGUUCAAUAAUUAAGUUUUUGAUGCAGCCAAAAUAAGUUCUUGGAGAAGGUAAUGAGUGGGGAUGAGAAACGUAGAUCUUUCACAAAGCUCUGAUGUCAAGCUGGGGGACAUUUUGGGAUCAAUGAAGACAUGCAUGUUUGUGCAGUUUUGUUAAUAGCCUUGUAUGUUAGUAUACGUGUUUUAUAUUGGAUUAGCUUUUGUCCUAGAUAUGGCAUAGUUUUUAUUGUGUGUUUUUUUCUCUCUAUUUCCUUUUAUUCCUCCUCUUCUCUAGUGUCUAUAUCAUCUCUUUAGUAAUCUCUGUAUCUUUUUCAUAUCCCCUUUCUUCCUGGAUUUGUAUUUUGCUAUUUAACUCUCACCCAUGUAUCUCCCAGCCUCCAUAUUCCUCAGACAUCCCCAAGGAUCUAUGUUUGAAUGGAGCUGUAAAGGCGUUAUAUCUGCAGAAAUGUGCUGUGCAUGUAAGAUUCAAUGUGCACACUUGCACCAAUUAAAUGACUGAAUUUUUAUUAGCAGUUAGUAAAAUAUAGGCAACCAAUGUAGAGACUGACAAAGUGGAGUAACAGUAGAAAAACAUUUUGUUGGGAAAAUAGUCUAGCUGCAGCAUUCAAAAUAGAAGGUAGGGGUGAAAAUCUAUUUAGGGGAAGACCAGUAAGGAUGUAAUUGUAUUAGUCAAUGUGGGAGAUACAGUAAAGCGUGCAUGAUUUAAAGUUUUGCAAUGCCUUGUGAUUUGGAUUCGAUUGAGACAACUUUAACUCUGAGUCAAGAACAAUACCUAGGAAGUGUUCUUGAGUUGUUCAGUAUGUUAUCAAGAUAACAACCCAUAGUUUAAAUUUAAAAAAAUGGAAAAGAUCCAGAAGACGUUUGUCUCUCUUAAAUUUUUUUGCUCAAAAGAACAAUGGUUUACUUUGAAUCUCUGAUGGAAGCCCUACUCAUGUUUCUAGUACAUAGAGAAGAAGGAAGGAAAAUAAAUUAGUGAUGAGAAUUCUAGAUCAAAUUUCUUCCAAAAUCAUACAGAGAACAUUUAUGGAACUCUUUUCCAGACUCAUCUCUCCCAUCUAUGAUCUAUGAUCAUGGCACUGGUUAAGGGCUACAUCAUAGCCAAUUGAUGGUAGAGAUGAGUCUGGAAGAGAUUUACUUUGAAUAACGGUGGACAUAAGGUUCUCAGAAAGAACAUUUGCUGUGACUUCUAUGUCCAGGCACGAGGGGAGACGCCAGUGAAUAGAGCCACCUUAAGAUGCCCAAAGAAACCUUUACAUGAACGUAUACCACCUUUUUGAGGUGUGUGCCCCAGAGGUUCCUUGUUGUAUGAUUUGGAAGAAAUCUGACCUAAAGAUAAGAGAGACAGCGCCUUCUGGGUACUUUUUCUAUUUUUUUUUUACUUGAUAUUGUACAUGAGCAACAGUGCGGCUCCGGAAAAGGACUAGGCAGCUAUCUUUGGCACACGUUUUAAACAUUUAUUUAUUUAACCCAUAAUUCAACACAGAUAUAAAUACCAGGAUUAUACCUUCUGUUGACUGGUGGAAAUAUUAUUAGUUCUAGUUUUGAAAGACUGAGUUUGAGAUAGUAAUUUGAACAUUUAUAAUGAAAUAGUAGAAACACAUUCCGUAAUUUACAGUACAGUAGGCCAACAUGAUUGGUGAGAGAUGCAGAGAGGGUUAAAAAAAUGUGGGUAAUAGCUCCAUUGAAAUGAAACUUAAAUCUGAAGUAUUACAUUUAUUUUUCAAGAGAAGUCGCAUAGAUAUAGAAAACCAAGGAUUGACCAGCAUAGCACCUGACAAGCAAAGAUUAGGAGGACUUUGUUAAGUAGAUAACCAGAGAAAGAGAGUGAGUGUAGGCAAGCAUCUCAAAAGGCUGGAAGUGGUAAGAUGCUGAAAGAUGUGAUGGUAAUCUGAGAAAGGUUAAAAUAAUGUUUUCUCAGAAUAGGAAUAAUCACUGCAUGGUUACAUAAUGACGGAAAGAUACUACUUAUGUGAGAAAGAUUAUAGAUUUUAGUCAAGUUUGGGAUGAGCACUGGAUCCAGGGAUUAAAUGAUGUGUGAGUACAGGAUUGAAAGUAUAGUAUGAAGCUGAGAAUAGAGUAGAUUUGGGAUCAAAUGAAGAGAAUGUGCCAGAGGGUCCAGGGAAGGAACUGAGAACGUUGCUGUCUGAAAAAAGAGGAUACCAUAACAUGUUGGAUCUUAUCGCCCUUGUACAGAUGUGUCCUUUCUCAGCUUGCUUUGUUUUGAGUAUGCACGUGCGCAUGCAUUGUGGCAAGCAACUAUUCACAGCCUCUUCACGUGUUUAGCUGCUAGUGCAUACACACCUUACAUUCCCUGUGGCAAGUGGGUGUGUGCACACAACGCACACGCCUGCUUGCGGGCACACUUUUUUGUGCUCGCAUUGCUGCAAUUGUGAAUAGUCACAAGCAGCAUGACAAGGGACACAUCUGUACUUCAAGAAGGAAGCAAGAUCUUGGGCAUUGAUGGUAAUCAGUUAGUUUGGGGAGGGAGGGAUCAGAAGAAAUUUGAAUGUAUUCAAAUGUAAAAAUGUUGGUAGGUUAGAUAAAUUAAACUUGAUGCUAGUAAUGUUUAAUAAACAGCAAAUAAGUCUAAGUCAUUAAUUAAAUAAUGCAAUCCAAGGUAGACCUGUUACCCAAUGACUUGGGUAUUAGUCUGUAGAAAAGUAAUUCCAUGCACACUCUAAGGGACACAUGACCACGUUCCAAAGGGUUGAAUGACAAAUUAAGAAGAAAUUAGCUUUAAUUUUUGGGUACAUGUUACUGCUUGCUUCAAAUCCUAUAAUCCAGCAAACAUGUUCUAUAAUCAGCAUUAAAAAAAUAGUAACCAGAAUACUUUUACUCACAUCACUCAUGUUGCACCAUAUAAUGUAGAUCUUUCAUCUGUUCAUUUCUGGGAGCCAGUGACUGCUUUACCCAAAGAUUUUAGAUGAUUACAUUUUAGUACAUCACUGAUAAUAAUUAAGCUAAUACCACUAGUUUCAUCCUCUUAGAGGGAGAAAAAAGAGUACAUUUACUAAUCACUUUUCAAAUAAUUGUAUAUAUAUUUUUUAUUACAGCAAAACUAGAAACAUCAGUUACACUAAUUAAGAGAGACAACUAGAACAGUGAAAAGGUAUCGGGUCCAUAAGUAAACAGUAGAGAGGUUGACAGUCAACAAGUUGAUACCAUAUAAUUAAUAUGCAUAUGGUUGACAUGGCUGAAAGGUUGACAGGUUCAAAUGGUCAACAAGAGACUGGUCAACACCGCAUAUGAUCGACAUGAGUUUUUUUUUAAAUGUAUGCAUUUUUUAAACUUUUUCAAACUCUAACCAUCCACGUGGGCUACGAUUGGGAAUGCUAACUUUGCCUGAGAGCCAAGCCAGUCAUGUGAGAGGACGCGGUAUACUAAUUGCGGUUUCAUGUGACACCUCAAAAACACCAAAAACUUGUGUCAACCUUUUCAUGUGCAACAUAGGCAACAGAUGCAAGAUAUUAAUAAAAUCUAAUUCACAGUAUUUUUCCUUACAUAGCCAAAUAGUAAAAAAAAUUUUUUUAAUAUGUAUACUGCAGCAGGGGUUCUCAACUCCAGUCCUCAAGUAUUACCAAUACCAACAAGUCAAGUUUUCUAGAUUUCUUUAAUCAUGUACAUGUGAGUGAAUCUUUUUAACUAGGUCUGUAAUUAUACCACCUGUUUUCAGUGACAGGAAUACUAAAAACAUGACCUAUUGGGAAAACUUGAGGGUUUAGCUUGAAAACCACUGCUUGCAUUGCUUUCUGGAGAAAGUUAAUCAUGUUGAGUUGAUGAACUAAGAUGAUAUGAACCAAGAUGAUAUGUUCCUUAAGUGGGAUACUUUGUAUUGUCUUACUUUGUAAUAUUCUUCAAUAAAAUACAUUAUAUUAA
Pseudophryne corroboree (corroboree frog) is the source of this 5910-nucleotide messenger RNA. Its product is annotated as cytochrome P450 2F3-like. The record is from RefSeq and is a predicted model, not a curated record. NCBI's taxonomy places the organism in Eukaryota, Metazoa, Chordata, Amphibia, Anura, Myobatrachidae. Bases 135 to 1649 code for a protein of 504 amino acids. Gene Ontology annotation, molecular function: iron ion binding; heme binding; oxidoreductase activity, acting on paired donors, with incorporation or reduction of molecular oxygen, reduced flavin or flavoprotein as one donor, and incorporation of one atom of oxygen. Gene Ontology annotation, biological process: epoxygenase P450 pathway; xenobiotic metabolic process. The transcript has 11 exons. Gene Ontology annotation, cellular component: intracellular membrane-bounded organelle; cytoplasm.